CUUUUUCCCCAUCACUUCCGGGCUGAUAACCAAGGGCCAUUACAUGCCCGCAGAUUUCCACUAAAAUCUCUUAGUUUGAUGUAUACAUUGGCACCAUUGAUUUGAUGUUUGGGCGUGACAUGAUGACAAAAGCCAGCAAAUGAUUUUGGUGUAUUGACGAAAUUAUUCCAAGAGCCGCGAGAAUAGCGGGCGAGAAAGAGCACACCUGUAAUGCCGGGCUGAUGAUGGUGAUGCUAACGUCGAUAGCAUUUGAUAGGCGCUGUCUUGCGUCCCUCCACCUGUCUGGCAGUGUUAAAGUAACCUGACUCUUCUACCGAGCAGCGUCUGUUAGUCCAAGCAGAUCCACCAAAGGGACCACCAGUGCAUGACAAGGAACACAACCAGUCUCCAAAAGAAGUAUCUGGGUGUGUCCCUCACCCUUCCUGCCCUGCCCACCUCAACUGACUCCACCCCCUGACCCUUGAACCCUGACCUGCAAGAUGAAACUGAAAGAGGACAUGAACCCGCUGCUGCUGCAAGUCUUCCGCUCAGUGGUCUGGGUCUGCUCUUUCAUUACCUUCCUGCCAUGGUACUUCCUCUCGGGUGCCGGCACCAACCUAGACCGGGCACGGCGGGUCAAGGCGCGGUCGGUGAGUGGGCGUCCAGCGGGCCCUUACCGGGCGACCAACCGGGCAGGCGGUAUCCAUCAGAAGCUGGUGUGGUCCUUGCACCUGGGGGUGGACACCCUGGACAAGGUGAUGGUGCACGGGGCGACCAGGUUCCCAGAGAGGGACUGCCUGGGCACCAGAGAGGUGUUGAACGAGGAGGACGAGCUCCAACCCAAUGGGAAGGUCUUCAAGAAGGUUAUCCUAGGGGAGUAUCAGUGGAUGUCGUACGAGGAGACCUACCAGGCAGCAGUGUGUUUUGGCAGUGGUCUGGCUGCGCUGGGCCAGAGGCCUCAGUGUAACAUCGCCAUUUUCUGUGAGACCAGGGCUGAGUGGAUGAUAGCAGCACAGGCCUGCUUCAUAUACAACUUUCCAUUGGUGACGUUGUACUCUACUCUGGGCGGAGCGGCCAUCGCCCACGGUCUCAAUGAAACAGAGAUCACCCACAUCAUCACCAGCAAAGACCUGCUACACAGCCGUCUCAAGGCGAUCCUGUUAGAGGUGCCUCGGCUGCAGCACAUUAUCGUGGUGGACAGUAAGCCAACGAGCUGGCCUGGCUUCCCCCGCGGCAUCAUGGUCCACAACUUGGUCGCCGUGCAGGAGCUGGGCUCUCGACCCGACAACAUGGCGGUGGCACGCCGGCAGCCCCUGCCCUCUGACAUCGCUGUCAUCAUGUACACCAGCGGCUCCACCGGCAUCCCCAAGGGUGUGAUGAUCUCCCAUAGCAACAUCAUCGCGGGCAUCACCGGCAUGGCAGAGCGCAUCCCAGACCUGGAUGAGACAGACACCUACAUUGGGUACCUACCGCUGGCUCAUGUUCUGGAGCUCAGUGCAGAGAUGGUGUGUAUCUCUCACGGCUGCCGCAUCGGAUACUCCUCCCCACAGACGCUAGCAGAUCAGUCGACAAAGAUUAAGAAGGGCAGUAAAGGAGACACCAGUGUUCUGAAGCCUACACUCAUGGCUGCUGUACCUGAAAUCAUGGAUCGCAUCUAUAAGAAUGUGAUGACCAAGGUGGAGGAGAUGAGCAGUGUGCAGAGAACCCUGUUUGUGUUGGCCUACAACUAUAAGAUGGAACAGAUGACCAAGGGCUACAGGACCCCGCUCUGUGACAGUCUGGUGUUUAGGAAGGUGCGCUCAUUGUUAGGAGGUCACAUGCGGGUGCUGUUGUCGGGCGGCGCGCCCCUUUCUGCCGCCACACAGCGCUUCAUGAACAUCUGCCUCUGCUGUCCCGUGGGCCAGGGCUACGGCCUCACUGAGACCUGCGGAGCUGGCACCAUCAGUGAGAUGUGGGACUACAGCACAGGCCGGGUCGGAGCUCCUCUGGUCUGCUCUGAGAUCACCCUCAAGGACUGGGAAGAGGGCGGUUACUACAGCACAGACAAGCCCAACCCAAGAGGUGAGAUUGUGAUCGGCGGGCCCAAUGUGACCAUGGGUUACUACAAGAACGAGGUGAAGAACCGCGAGGACUUCUUCGUGGACAGCAACGGCCAGCGCUGGUUCUGUACGGGAGACAUCGGGGAGCUCCACCCUGACGGCUGCCUCAAGAUCAUCGACCGUAAGAAGGACCUGGUGAAGCUCCAAGCUGGGGAGUAUGUGUCUCUGGGGAAGGUGGAGGCCAUGCUGAAGAACUGCCCUUUCGUAGACAACAUCUGUGCUUACGCAAACAGUGACCAGUCAUAUGUGAUUGGCUUUGUGGUGCCCAAUCAAAAGCAGCUGACAGUGCUGGCGGAGCAGAGAGGGUUACGGGGCAGCUGGGAGGAGAUCUGUAACAACCCUGACAUGGAAAGAGACGUCCUCCGCAUUAUCACCGAGGCCGCCCUGUCAGCCAAACUUGAGCGCUUUGAGAUCCCUAAGAAGAUCCGUCUUAGUGCAGAGCCCUGGACCCCAGAGACUGGCCUGGUUACGGACGCAUUCAAACUCAAACGUAAGGAGCUCAAAUCACAUUACCAGGAUGAUAUCGAAAGGAUGUACGGUGGCAAGUAACACACACACACUCUCUAAGACACACACAGGUAAAGACAUAUGCAAGGAAUCUAACAAACACUACCACGAUGACAUGGAGACUGGAGAGGAUGUACGGUGGCAAGUUAAACACACACACACACUCUAAGACACACACAGGUAAAGACAUAUGCAAGGAAUCUAACAAACACUACCACGAUGACAUGGAGACUGGAGAGGAUGUACGGCGGCAAGUUAAACACACACACACACAGAGGGAGAGAGGAGGAACGACCCAUUGUACUUCCUCAACCUCUUGACUUCCCUUCCGACUAGUUACAAUCAAACGGAAAAUAACUCUGGAAAAUAACUGUCAGUCAAUCCAGACCCCCAACAAAGACGGAGAGGCCAAGCCAGUUGGAGUGACAUCCGUUGCUUCUCCAAAGGUUUUUCUGGGUCUUUGUGUUGUUAUGAUGACGAUGGCAUCGUUGACAUGACCCGGCGAAGACACAGGAAAUGACAAGUUUGUACAAAAGACUGCUUCGGGCACUAUGUCCCCCCCCCCCGGCAUGUGUGUAGUCCAGACACCCGAUGGGAGACUGGUUUGUUGUUUUGUUACUGUGGCCUGAGUCGUGUUCGGAAGAAAACUGACAAAUGGAACGACUACCUAAACUUGUCCAAUAAGAAACACUUGUUUUCUGUUGCAAAAUGUUUUGUUACAGUAAACACCAAUGAAUAUGACCCUGAAAAAGGAGGCCCUUCGAUUUAAAUGUCCCAUAUCCAGGUUUGAGUCUAUGCAGGGAUCUCUUUUCUUGUAUAUGUUUUUUUUGGGUGUAGUGAUAUUUGUUGUUCUGUUCAUGUUUCAUUACGGUUCUUUAACUUAUACGGUUUGUCUUCAUUCGCUUCCGAAGCCCAUUCAAUGAACAUCCUGUGUCUGAGAGAAAUCAAGUGAUUCAAAGCCAUGAAAGAUUUUUUUAAAGCAACUCGCGUUCUUAAUUUGCUUUUCUUAUAUUUUUCUGAACGGUUUGUUUCUCAUUUAUAUUGUUUUUUUUCUCCUGGUUCUAUUCUAUUUCUCUAUCGGUUCUAUUCUAUGGAAGAGUAUGUGUUUAGUGAUUUGACUAGAUGAAGUCCUGUCACUCUUUUUUUCUGUGUGUUAGUGAUGCAAUCUCCUUCUGGCUCUGUUCCUCUGUGGCUGGCUGAUGUGAUGUGCCUAGGUUGGCUCGUAGAACCUGUUUGUCAUAAAUAAUCAGUGUUGGGGAAAUUACUCUGAAAAUAUAGUUUACCAAGUUACCAAUUACUUCAUACUGGAAGAAGUUAGGAUACACUAAAGCUACCCUUCAGAAAACUAUAUUCUACCUAACUGAAAUAGUUAACUGCAUAUCUAAAUCUGAAAUGUCAGUGACUACAAAUGGCAAGACAGAUCACUCUGGAGUCAGAUGUUAACAGAAUGUGUAAAUUAGCCUAUUAAAAACAAAAACUGUUUCAAGGGAUAAUUAGGCAGAUCUGAUGCUGAAAAAGAAAAUGAUUUUCUACUUCCACCAUACUACAUUUUUUGUGAAAAUAAAUGAUGUAGCCUAGUUCCAGUAGUUAGCUACACCACUACAUGGCAAAAAAGUAAUGAACUACUGAAAACACUACCUACAUUUGAAUUUAGUUCACCACUAAGCUACUGCAAAAUGCUGUUAAAUUACUAGCUACAUGUAGUUCACUUCUCCCAGACUCUAUGAAUAAUGUAGUCUGAUCCUCUGACUAUUAUUGGGAUGCAUGAGUUAACCAGAGCAAGAAGAACUGAUCUGGGACCAGGUUCGUAAUGAUGGUGAAGUGUCCAUGGUGGCUUCAGGGAAGUAGAAUGAAGUUGCCCCCAAAGCUAAGUUUUUCUUGUCUCCCCUUUGGUUGUGGUUAGGUUGUGGAGAGGAUAAGCUGAUCCUUGAUCUGUGCCUAAGGGCAACUUGUCAUCAUGGGCUGUCAAUCCUACUGAGGCUCUUAUUUCUAUCACUUAACCAGCAGGGGCCAGUAUGUAUAUAUAUAUAUAUAUAUAUAUAUACAGUUGAAGUCGGAAGUUUACAUACACCUUAGCUAAAUACCUUUGAA
This is a messenger RNA of Oncorhynchus tshawytscha (Chinook salmon), 4676 nucleotides long. RefSeq names its product long-chain-fatty-acid--CoA ligase 3. The coding region runs from base 480 to 2627 and encodes 715 amino acids. Lineage: Eukaryota; Metazoa; Chordata; Actinopteri; Salmoniformes; Salmonidae. Gene Ontology annotation, cellular component: lipid droplet; endoplasmic reticulum; plasma membrane. Gene Ontology annotation, biological process: long-chain fatty-acyl-CoA metabolic process; neuron differentiation; long-chain fatty acid metabolic process. The record is from RefSeq and is a predicted model, not a curated record. The transcript has 16 exons. Gene Ontology annotation, molecular function: long-chain fatty acid-CoA ligase activity.